Messenger RNA from Betta splendens (Siamese fighting fish), 4445 nucleotides. It is a transcript of the gene dclk2a, whose product is annotated as doublecortin-like kinase 2a. The transcript has 17 exons. Gene Ontology annotation, molecular function: protein kinase activity; ATP binding. The coding region runs from base 446 to 3121 and encodes 891 amino acids. Lineage: Eukaryota; Metazoa; Chordata; Actinopteri; Anabantiformes; Osphronemidae. Gene Ontology annotation, biological process: intracellular signal transduction; protein phosphorylation. The record is from RefSeq and is a predicted model, not a curated record. Gene Ontology annotation, cellular component: microtubule cytoskeleton.
GGAACCGCGGAGGGGGGGCGUUAGGACCCUGAGGCGGGGAAGCCUGCGCCCUCCUCUGUUGUAGUCCAUUGAUUUGACAGCCAGUUAGAGUCUGGAUCCAGAGGAGGGAGGAGGAUGCGGCACAAGUUUUCUAAAAUUCUCCGACUGCCUCUUCUCGCGCUCACGACAGCUCCACUGCGGUGCCUGUCAGACGCAGAUGCUCACUUCUCCACGCGUUUUCCAGCGGAUAAUCCCGAGUGGGCGUUUGGAUCGAUGUUCUGACCGGACGGGGCGCUUUUCACAUUGUUAGGCGGGUUUUUUUUGGACCUUUACGGCCGUCGGCGCAGUUACGGGACUUCCCUGCGCUUGUGGGCUGGAAGCGGAGACCGGAGACGGAGGAGACGCACGCGCGUGGCCUCGCCGCUCCCUCGUGGACUCUCCGGUAAAAGUUGCCUUUCUAAACGACAUGUCGCUCAGCAGAAGUAUCGAGUUCGAACACUUCGAGGAGCGGGACAAGCCGAGCCGGACACCGAGGACCAACUCGGGCUCCGGGUGCCAGGCGGCCCCCCGCGGCGCCGCGCCGGCGCCGAGCCCGGCGCACAGCGCGCACUGUAGCUUCUACCGCACGCGCACGCUCCAGUCGCUCACCUCCGAGAAGAAAGCCCGCAAAGUGCGCUUCUACCGCAACGGGGACAAGUACUUCAAAGGCUUGGUGUUCGCCGUCUCCCACGAUCGCUUCAGGUCUCUGGAUGCGCUGCUCAUGGAGCUCACGCGGUCCCUGUCGGACAACGUCAACCUUCCGCAGGGAGUCAGGACGCUGUACACGUUGGACGGGGGGAAGAAGAUCGGCAGCCUGGACGAGCUGGUGGAGGGUGAGAGUUACGUGUGUGCGUCCAACGAGGCCUUCCGCCGCGUGGACUACGCCAAAAACACCAGCCCCAACUGGUCGGUGGGCGGGCGUCUGGGCGCGUCGCGCUCCCUCUCCUCGCUGGCGGCGCUGAGGAGCGAGCUGCAGCGCGAGGCCAAGGACUUCAUCCGGCCCAAGCUGGUCACGGUCGUCCGCGGCGGCGUGCGGCCGCGCAAGGCCGUGCGCAUCCUGCUCAACAAGAAGACGGCGCACUCCCUCGAGCAGGUGCUCGCCGACAUCACCGACGCCAUCAAGCUGGACUCGGGCGCCGUGCGGAGGCUGUACACGCUGGAGGGGAAGCAGGUUUCCUGCCUACAGGACUUCUUCGGCGAGGACGACGUGUUCAUAGCGUGCGGCCCAGAGAAGCACCGCUACGCCCAGGACGACUUUGUGUUGGACCCCAGUGGUAAGGCUUCCACAGCCUUCGUGACUGAAUGCCGGGCGCUGAGGUCGUCGUCGUGCGGGCGGACGGCGAGGAGCCCCGGGCCCUGGAGGCGGAGCAAGUCCCCCGGAGCAGCGCGGCGCCCGGUCCACUACUCCACCAGUCAUUCUCCAGUCAAAUCUCCAGUAAACGGUGUCUCGGGCAGCCAAAUCUCGAACCCGAAGUCGGCGAAGUCCUCGAGCCCGUCGCCCACCAGCCCCAGGAACGAUCCCGACUUUAAGAUCCCUCCGUCGCAUCGCGUCUCGUCCCAGAAUGCAAACGAGUCGACGAUCGGCCGCCAGGAGCAAAGCGAUCGACUGAGUCCGGAGGUUAACGGCAACCGCUGCCUGCCGACCUCCACUCUCCUGGACAAAUACAAAGUGGGGAAGGUCAUCGGAGAUGGGAACUUCGCUGUGGUGAAGGACUGUGUGGAGAGGUCCACGGGAAAGGAGUUCGCCCUGAAGAUCAUCGACAAGGCCAAGUGUCGUGGAAAGGAGCACCUCAUCGAGAGCGAGGUGGCCGUGCUGCGGAGGGUCAAGCACCCCAACAUCAUCAUGCUGAUGGAGGAGGUGGACACGGCCUCCGAGCUCUACCUGGUGAUGGAGCUGGUGAAGGGGGGGGACUUAUUCGACGCCAUCACCUCCUCGGCCAAAUACACGGAGCGGGACGCCGGCGUCAUGAUCCGCGACCUCGCCGGCGCCCUGAAGUACCUGCACGGCAUGAGCAUCGUCCACAGGGACGUCAAACCCGAGAACCUGCUGGUGCACGAGCUCCCCGACGGCGCCAAGUCCUUGAAGCUGGGGGACUUCGGCCUGGCCACGGUGGUGGAGGGGCCUUUGUACACGGUGUGCGGCACCCCUACGUACGUGGCUCCGGAGAUCAUAGCGGAGUCUGGCUACGGGCUGAAGGUGGACGUCUGGGCCGCGGGGGUCAUCGCCUACAUCCUGCUGUGUGGCUUCCCUCCCUUUAGAAGUGACAGUAAUAUGCAAGAGGAUCUGUUUGACCAGAUUCUUCUGGGGCGUCUCUUCUUUCCCAGUCCUUACUGGGACAACGUCACUGACUCAGCGAAGGAGCUUAUCGGGAAGAUGCUGCAGGUCAAGGUGGAGGCUCGGUACACGGCAGACGACGUCCUCUCCCACCCAUGGGUCACGGAGGAUGUAGUCAUGGAGACCAACAUGAAGAUGGAGGUCUCAGGUAAACUGAAGACACACUUUAACACUGCGGCGAAGCACAGCAACACCACAGCUGGUGUGACUGUCAUCAUGAACACGGCUCUAGAUAAGGAGGCCAUCCGGCUCCGCCCCCACGUCUGCCCGGGCCCUCGGACCGAGCCGUGUCCCUGUCUGGACUCCUCUCCGCCCGUCCAGGCCUCCAGCGCGGCGCCGCGGCCCGCUCCUCCCGACCCGGCCCCGGGGUCCGAGUCCGGCUCGGGGUCCGAGUGCGGCUCGGCCGCCCAGCUUCGCCUCCCUCCCUUCGCUCCUAUAAGUUUGCUUCAUUUCUCUCCCUCCCCGUCUGUGGACGCCUUCCCCGACGCCUCCUCACCCGCCUCCGCCCACUCGGCUCCGCCCACCUGCACCACCCCAACCGCACUCAGGUCUCCCCCCAAAGCAUCCCCCCCUCCCUCUCCCCCCUCCCCGACUUUCUCUCCCAUCAACCCCGCCGAGUUCUUCCCCCUCUCGUCGCCCACCAAACUAGAGCCCUCCUCCCCCUCCUCCCUCCAUCCAACCCUGUUUCCCUCUCCUCCUUCCACCCCCCCCACAUGCAUGAGCCCGCCCUUGGCCACGGCUGCAGACGAGCUCCUGGAGCAGGUUUAAAGAGCAGCUUCCUGGUCCCACACGCGCGUCAUUCCCCACCGUAAACUGAGCCAGUGACCGCCGUCGCUACCUUCCCCUCUCUUCUCCCGCCCUUUUGCAGAACUAGAGGAUGUGAGGCAUUUCCUAAAAGUUUGUUGACUGUAUAUAUGUUUGUAUUUAUUAAGUGAGGAUUUUCAGGAAGGAAAUGAGUCAGAUGUCAGUUCUGGGUGCGAAGUCAUUCAUUGCUUUUAUUGUGAAAGGUCUUUUAUUUAUUACCCAGCUUCCUCAGCCUGUGGCUCAGUAAACUGAAAUUCAUUUACACACACACAUCCCAGCCUCGCUUCCUUUUGCUUUAGCAGAGAGACAGUCUGUGAUUGUGUGUCUCAGCAUAACAGAUGUCUCAACUUUAAGUUCCCCAUCGCUCAAUCAUCACUUGAAAUAUUAUCAGCCAAAGCACCAAGCAGCUAUUGAAGGCACCUGCUGAUCCAAAAGCAGUUAAAGGCUCCGUUCAUCCAAAACAAGACGUUUUAUUAGCUUCGUAUAGUAGUUGAUCGCCGGCCUGCUGUCCCAGAGAUUCAGGUAGUGUCGGUGUCAAUCUAUAUGUAAACGUCUCUCUUCUCUGCCUUAGCCAAGGCAGUGAACGCAUCAUGGGUGAGGGGUGGAGGUUUCAGUAGCUUGACUCCAGGAACCUGCAGGUUUAGUGUUGAGCUGUGAGUUUUUGGGUGAACUGACUCUUUAUCGUGAGCCUGCCAGUCUCUGCCAUGCUAACCUGCUAACUGGUAGAUGAUGUCGACCCUGUGUAACACGGCUUCAUGUGCUAGACAGAAUAAGAACCUGAAGCUUGAAGCUUUGUUUGCGCCUAAAGUCCAAAUUUCACCGCAUGACAUUAGGAAACAAUAGCGUAGAUCCAACAAUGAAACUGUAUCUGGGAAAAAUGUGAUUUUAGCAGAUCAGAUGAUUCCCGCUGCACCACAGGCUGCGUAGAGUUAGAUGUGAACUGUGGGUUUUAAGGAUGAAUGUGUUGUAAAGACGGAGGCCUUAUGCCUCAGUGUCAUCGGAUAAUGAUGCCUUCAUUAAAACCAGCUACGUCACAGCUGGUCUUGGGACUCGCCUCCAGCGGCUCCACAGGCCUCCGGUCCAUGCGGCUUUUUUUGUGCAUGUGUUGUUGAACUAGGUUUCCAUCAGCUCCGCCGGCAGUUUACAAAAAGGGACCUUUGUAUGAAGAACAAUUUAAAAUCACGUGUGUUAAGCUGCUUGGAUGUUUUCUAUUAGGAUUAGUCGCUGCCUUUUAUGAAACAGCAGCACAGCAAAACAUUAAAAAUGCAAUAAAGACUUGGACAACAGA